Molecule: messenger RNA, 1663 nt
Organism: Trematomus bernacchii (emerald rockcod)
Lineage: Eukaryota; Metazoa; Chordata; Actinopteri; Perciformes; Nototheniidae
Product: plasminogen-like
Exons: 9
Coding region: 105-1529 (474 amino acids)
Biological process (GO): proteolysis
Molecular function (GO): serine-type endopeptidase activity
Source: RefSeq, a predicted model, not a curated record
UGUGGUUGGAAGUGAAGAUAAAUAGAUGGCAAUCAUAUUGUGUAGUUCGAACUCUGCAGUAAAAAGGUUCCACUUGACAGCGGGCUGAUCAUCCUGUCGCCACGAUGCGUGGGCUCUACAAGAUUCUGCUUCUUUUUCUUCUGGCAUGCCAAGAUCAAAACGUACUUGGAAGUAAAAUCAUAAAGGGGAAAAUUGCAGACGAUACUUUGAUGAAGUAUAUGGUAUCGGUGCAGGAAGACGGUGAACACAUAUGUGGAGGAUUCCUUGUCAGCAAACAUGUUGUUGUCACCCAUGGGGGGUGUAAAUUUGAUGAAAAAGGAAAAAUAUUUGUUGUUCUCGGCACCCACAAUCUCACGCAACCUGGCUCUAAAAUAAAAGAACAAAUUAAAUCCACACGCAAACCCCCACCUGGAAUUGGGACUGACAUCAUGCUCAUUGAAAUCUAUCGAACAAAACCAGAAGAUCUACCAGAAGAAAUUCAACUUCAAGACCCUGAAACGGAUGUAAAAGAAAAUGAAAAGUGCCAAUUAGCUGGAUGGGGUCCAGUGGAGAACGAUGGAUCUGAUUAUGACGAUAAGCUCCAUGUGGUGAACGUGACUGUCAUCAGCCCGAAGGCUUGCAAAGUGCAGAUUCCUGGACUUCGUGCCAAUGCUAUCUGUACAGGUGGAAAACAGACAACAGACGAGGGAGGAUUUUGUAAGAGUGAUGCGGGUGGACCCCUCGUGUGCAAAGGGAAAGCUGUUGGAAUUGCGACUGUCGACGACAAAUGUUCCUUCCCAGGUUCACCCAACGUCUACAUUGAUAUCUCAAAAUACCGUUCCUGGAUCGACAAAGUAUUAAAUGCAGAUGGUAGUAUAAUCCCAAAAGCAAUAGCCCCAGAUGAUACGUACGAGUUUUUAGUCUCCCUGCAAAAAAACGAGAAACAUGUGUGCGGAGGAUUCCUGAUCAGGGAAGACUUUGUGCUCACUGCUGCGCAGUGUAGCGCCGUGGUACCGGACAGGGUCGUUGUUGGCACUCACAAUCUCCUCAACGUUGGUGAUGAAAAUGUAAGAUACAUUGAAAAGAGCUACAAACACGAAUCCUAUACACAAGUAGCCGGAGGUUAUGACAUCAUGCUCCUCAAACUGACGAGGAAAGUUGCCGGGAACAAAAAACAAAUCAUUGCCCUUCCUCCUUCUAAUAUGCACAUUCAAGAAAAGAAAAUCUGCCAUGUAGCUGGAUGGGGUAAAACAGAGACUGGUGGUGGAGUUGUUGAUAGGCUGAUGGAGGUGGAUGUGUCUGUCAUAAACCUGAACACAUGCUCUCAGUCAUGGGGUCCUUCUUUUCCUUCCGAUGUUAUCUGUGCCGGCGGUUAUGGCAGCCACAAAGGCUUCUGUCAGGGUGAUGGUGGUGGUCCUCUGGUGUGCGACGGGAUAGCUGUUGGUGUUGUGUCUUACAACUACGACAGAAACUGUGACUACCCAAAUAAACCCAACGUCUACACAGAGAUCUCCCAAUACCUUGGCUGGAUCAACAGUAUCAUCAAUUAAAAAGCUUAAUAUACAAUUUCAUAAAGCUUUGCUUCAGCACACUUUGAAUGUAUUUAGGAGGGGAGGCUGUGUCUCAGCUGCUCUGUCAGUGUUCGCUCUUUAAUGGAAAAGCAAAAUAAAGCAAAUGUCUCAAA